This is a messenger RNA of Odontomachus brunneus, 3617 nucleotides long. Its product is annotated as mucin-5AC-like. The coding region runs from base 50 to 2968 and encodes 972 amino acids. NCBI's taxonomy places the organism in Eukaryota, Metazoa, Arthropoda, Insecta, Hymenoptera, Formicidae. The transcript has 3 exons. The record is from RefSeq and is a predicted model, not a curated record.
CGCAGUACAUCGGUGAGGUGAUCUAGCGGGAUUUCGUGCCAGCGACGAGAUGAGGAUCACGUGUUUUGUCACGGUUUGCAUGUAUGUAUCAUCGACAGUAUCCGCCAAUGAGAUCAAUUCUUUAAAUAGGAUAAAGAAAACCGGAUUGCGCGAGGAUUUGACGCUGAAAGAUUUUACCGUGAAGAAGGUAAAUCCUAUCCCCGACAUCUAUCCCGAUGUCUACUCCACGUCGCAAAAGUCUCGAGCGAAGAUAUGGAUCGACACAUUCCAGAAGCCGAAAAAAGCCCACAGAUUUCUGCUCGAGCCCCAACAGCAUCGUUACUACAAUCGUGGUUACUCGAGACCACGUUUGAUAAAACGCUUGAAAACUCGUUCGAUUACCGGUGCGCCCUACGAGCUGGAAAAUAAUCAGCUGAACGUGUUAACUAAGUCUGUUCCGAAGCAUAACGAGGGACCUAUUCAUAUUGAGCCCGUACUUCGGGUCACCAAGAAGAAGAAUGUCUUCGACUCCAUCGUAGACAUCCUGGGUCAGUUGCUCAAUCCGCCGAAAAACGAGCCAGGCCCGUUGAUAGGUCCUAUCAACGUGCCAGGAUCGAUACGCAAGAUCUAUCUACGACUGAUGGAGCCGGUUGAAUCAAGUCAAGUGAUGGUACGUUUUAUCACCCAAGUACCGGUUCCUGUGAUCGACGUGGAGCCUAAACACGACUCUAUCAUUCCGAUUCCACCUAUUAUCGAUCCUGCAGCCGUGCUCUUGAAGAGCCAACACACUGUUUUGUCCGAUGCGGUGUUUGCUUCUACUCGCUAUUUGCCUCGAAGUGUUAAUCACACUUCCGGUAAAGUUCAAGUUCCGCAGUUGGGCAAAUCGUCUUUCUUGAACCUAAACAGUUCGCUGAAGGAUAUUCAUAGUGUUGGCACGAGCAGCAAGGACGGCUUUUUGAACGGAGAGGAGAAGAACAAAAAUCCGUUUGCGGAGUUGAACUUGGAGAAUUCCGAGAACCUGUUCUUCGGCGGGUCGAACUCAUACUACCAGGCGGGUGAAGACGCGGUGAACCAGGUGAAGCAGUUGUUGAACGACUCAACAACGGCAAUCGAGAACGACGAUUCGAAGGACCCACCGGGAACCUCGUAUGAGUUGAACACGUAUCGCUUGCCUCUUCGACAAAUCGCCCCACAGUAUCCUCUUGAACACCCUGUCGAACACAUCGAAUCUAACUCUCCUCUUUCUUACGAGGACACGUACAAAGUGCCAAGUGACGUUCUCACCGGUCCCAGCUUGUACACCAGUCCAUACGCACAGUUUAAGAACGCCGACUCAAUGUCAGGGUCUUAUGCGAACUCCUACGAUCCGCAUUACAGUGCUCCAAGUUCUUACUCUGUGUCCUACAAUAAACCGGACGAUGUACACACCACGCCGAGCAGUUAUUCGCCUUCGUAUCAGAAGCAGAACGACUUUAACGGCGGUCCGAGCUUUUAUCCAACUCCUUAUUGGAAACAAGAAGAGUUCAACAACGGGCUGAGCACCUCAACUUACGAGAAACCGAACGACCUUUACAGCGCGUCAAGUUCAUAUUCGACGUCUCACGCUAAACCGGCCAACACUUCACCUUCUUUGAGCUCGCUCACCUCUUUUUCUUAUAAGAAGCAGGAGGACAGUCAGAUUACUUCAGAUUCUAACGAUGCUCUUCGUGUCAUAGAUCCACCUCCUUUCUUCCCUACUUAUCGGAAGCCGUCGGAGAGCUACGCUAAUCGAUCGUCGUCGAUCGAGCAUUCCACGAUCCGUCAGUCGCGUUACAAAAUGCAGAACUCGAACGAGGUUGGUUCGAAUUCGAGGCAGCGUGGCGAUGAUCAAGUGAUAUGGGGUCAGAUGAAGCGAGAAAAGAGCGAGACAAAUCUUCGGCACGGAGAUUCCUCGGAAGCCGAUCACUCUGAUGACAAGUGGCAACCGGUCGAGUAUCUGCGCAAGAACACGGAUUGGCAUGAUGCGUACGCUGAUCUGACGAAAGUUGAGAAUGAUUCUCACGAAACCAGACAACCCUUUGAGCGCUUGGAAAAGACCUCACGUAAGGUCACGUUGAGCUCGCCCGAGAGAGCAGGCGCGAUCGAUCGGCAUCGAAAAACUGCGUCGAGACGCCGCGGUAUAUCGGUCCCCGUUACUCCGAAGUGUCCGGUUUCCAGUAAGGAAGUCGGAUGCGAGCAAGUAAAACCCACGUUGAUACCUGACUUGGAGACUUCGACGAAGGUUAUCGAGAAGCAGACACAGCCGACCGCAGAAAUUAAACCGAUCGUUGUAAUCUUUUCAGAAAUGGAAAAGAAUGAUGCAAUUGAAAGUAUGAGAUUAUUGGACGUCACCACGAAGGGCCCGACUACGACGAAGAGCCCGACUACGACGAAGAGCCCGACUACGACGAAGAGCCCGACUACGACGAAGAGCUCGACUAUGACGAAAAGUCCGACUACGAAGAGCUCGACGACUAGUAAUUUGACCGAGAAAACGUUGCCAUUGAUCGUGACGACCAAGAGUCCUCCGAUAAGUAGCAUGACGGAGAUACCGUUGCCAUUGAUAAGGACAACCAACAGCCCUGUGGUAAGCAGCACGACGGACAAAUUCAUCGUGGAUGUGAAGAAGAGUAGGCCAAUGGCGAAUAAGCUGGCGAUGAAACCGAUGAUGAAAUCGAUGAUAAAGCCGGCGAGCAGCACAACGAAAAAACCAUCGGUGAUUGAAAGUACUACGAUGACGGAGGCGUCCACAUCGAGCGAUACCACGAAGAAGCUAUUGCCGAAGAGGCCUAUGAUAAUGAAGAAAUCGGCGUUCAUAAUGAAAAGAAUGGAGUUGAGCAGUACCACGAUGAGAACGGUAGUGAGUAGCACGCAGAGGCCGACGAGAAGCAGUGUGACGAAGAAAACGAUGACGACGAGGAAAUCGACGUUCCGCGGCGGGAUUUCGCGAACAAAAUUGAGCACUAUUUGAUGAAAUUUUAUUUAUUAGUAACAUUAUAUCAUAUUCCGUUUCUGAGGCAUGACCGACGGGAAUUACGUACCUCUAUGCGUUUACGCAUUCGUCACUGCGUAAGAGAUAGAAUAUAUGAGUAUCCCUGAGAUGAAUCAUGAUACUGCGAAAACUAUUUCGGACUAUCAUAUAUUAGGGAAAAGGUUGUAUGUACAUGCGAGGCGCGUGCGUGUGUGUGAGAAUGGAUCGAAUACAUUUGUAUAUGAUAUCUUGUUAACAAUCCUUUGAGCGAAAGAACCUACACGAUAAUAGCAAUCGACGAUGCUUUUUUUCGUUUUACGUUAUUUGAAAUAUUCAUGAGAUCUGAAGUAUUGUUCGUUUUUAUUACAGAGGAAUUAUAUAAGAAUUAUUAUUAUAAAGAAGGUCUAAAGGUUUUCUUUAUAUAAACUGAUACUUUGCAAAAUGGGGAUAGUCCCGUGUUUGUUUUAAAUCGCAUACGAAGAAAUUGUUAGUAGCAAGAGACAUAUAAAUAUGUAUGUAUGUAUGUGUACACAUACAUACAUGCAUAUAUAUAUAUAUAUAUAUUCUUUUUAUAUUUAUAUUUUAUAUUUGAUGAGAAAAGCUGUCCUCACGUGAUAUGUUAUUGCUAAAUAACUCAUAUACUAUACAG